AAGCCAUCUCUUAGAGCAAAAGGGGGUUCCUGCAGGAAAGUGGGGGCAGGUGUGAAUUCUCCAUCAUACCCCAGGAAAGAGCUUCCUCUAGUGGAGAGAUGGAAUAGAUCUGAGAGGGAUACAGAAGCACAUGAUUAACUGAACUCUCAAAGUGGGAAGAUGGAAGAAUCUUAUGCGGUAACUGAUAUUUUAGCAUCUAUAUUAACAAGCUUUUGAUACCAUGAGACACCAGCAUGGAUACAGGUAAUAUCAGAGAAGGUCAGCACUCGUCCAAAUCAAAUCUCAGUCUUCACAGAUGAAAUAGGACCCUUCAUUGCUAACCUGGAGCUCCUACCCAAUGAACAGAUUCCCACUGCCAUCUGCGUGGGUUGGUUAAUUAGCCAGCACGAGGCUCUUGCACGUGAGUCACCAACAGCAGAAUGUAUGCAUCACCACCUGACACUUCAAGCUUUAAAAUCUAAAGGAGAAAAGAACCGCCCCCUCCUUCCAUCUGUGGAUCUCACCAAUACAGUGAGCCAGUCAGAAAUCACUGUAGUUAGAACUCUCCAGGGAGAAUCCAAUUUUUCCCUACCUGUGUCACAAAACAAGAGGUCAUGUUGAUGAAUCUCCUGAAAUCAGUUUAAGUGCCCCUCAGGAAUCUUGCCUUCUCCUCAGGCAGAGCGUGGGCUGAUGCUUCGCUACUCUCCACACACCUACUUCCUGAAAUCUUGGCAAUUACCAAUAGUGCAAAACCCAGUUUCUGACGUGGCUGACUCAGCAAGGGCUUGGCAAAACAAACACAUAUGCACAAGGAAUCAGAGCCUGGGAAGCAGUGAUAAGAGACAGAUGACGAGAGGUGGAAGAGAGCAGAAGAGAAAGAGGCACUAUAGGAUUUACCGGCUGAUUCCAAACCAGCAGAAUCUUGCUUGAGCUGCUGAUCGCGACACACAAGUACAUUGUCUACGGUGGUGGUCGUGGUUCUCAUUACUGAAUUCUGCUGUCUCCCCUCUGCCUGCAGAACUGGGCUGCUGCUCCACCACAGAGAGCUGUGGCUCUUUGUUGAACUCGAGACUGGAGUCCAGUGGCCUCCUACACAGUGCAGUGAACAGCUCCCUUCCUUGUGCUGCCUAGCAUGGAUACUUGGCGGAGAGGAUCCAUUAAAUCCACAACGUUCUUCAAGCGUCUUUCGUUCAGGAGGCAUAAAAAGCUGGGUAAUCAAGUCAUUAUUUUGAAUCAGAACAGCCAGACACUUGAGAACAAUGGACAGUACAAGAGGGAACCACUAAGAGACCUGAAGGAUAAAUCCGAGUACCAGUUAUGUAAGAGUGAGCAAAAUCUAGCUCAGGCACAGGCACCUCCUAAGCCACCCCGGCUGUAUCUGGACAGUUCCAGCUGCCCCAACAUAAUUGACCACACAGAGUCUCACUCUACAGCCAUCUCCUUUUCCAGUGUCACCCCUCAGUACCAUAAGGCGACACAAACACACGGGACUAACUCCCACACGGUCCAGGCUACAGACUGUGGGACCUCUGAAACAGGCUCUGAUCCCUUCCUUUCCUUCAAAGUGGACUUGGGGCUAUCACUCCUUGAGGAUGUUCUGCAGACUCUCAGGAAACAGAAUCCAAGAGAUUACGCAGCUUGAAAGUGUUUAUCAUUUAAGUUAUUAAGUUAAUUAUCAGCAUUAGUAGUUUCCUUAGCCCUCAAAGGAGAAGAGGAAACACUGGCGUGUCCCUACCCUGGAGUGCCUGUCUCAUCGUCCUGCCUUGCCCACCAUAAGCUGUUCUUGUCCAGGCUCCCUUCCUAUUGAGCUGUCAGUACACCAGUAUGUGAGAGAGGCACAUGCUGGAAUCUAGUCUGAUGCAUUUCCAUUCUCUACACUGGACAGGGAAUUCCUCUCCAUUGCUGACACUGUACCUCAUCCUGAUGAAAAAAAAGGCCACGUUUGGUAACAGAGACCUGUUAUUUUUGAAACACCGCUGUGACUAUAAAAGGCUUGUGGAAAAAGGGGGGCACAGAAACAGGAUUCCUGGGUAACUGGACAGUUUGGAUGAGAUGGCAGCUCCAAUAUCUCCAAGCCAGGUGGAGCAGAGACAAUGGAUAUGAUGAUUCAGGAUGUUCCUUUUCCAGUGGGUUUCUUUCCCCCUAACUCUUUUAGAUGGGCAUUCCCAUCUACCUUCUAACUGGAAAAAGGUAAGCAGCUGAAAAGGCUCACAAUAUAGCAACAGCGAAUUCUCUAGCCUAUUAGCAAGUGGAACAGCUUCUGUAGAUAUUUGCUUCUUACAGCAUGCUCUGAAUAAUCUGCUGUAAAUAAAUAUAGGUGAGAAUAAAUGUAUCUGUCAUUACAAGUCUGUCCUUGCUUCAUUUCACUUGU
Messenger RNA from Trachemys scripta elegans, 2350 nucleotides. RefSeq names its product chromosome 4 C15orf62 homolog (gene C4H15orf62). The coding region runs from base 1112 to 1621 and encodes 169 amino acids. Lineage: Eukaryota; Metazoa; Chordata; Testudines; Emydidae. The transcript is spliced from 2 exons. The record is from RefSeq and is a predicted model, not a curated record.